This is a messenger RNA of Closterium sp. NIES-65, 1736 nucleotides long. The record is from the annotation of a GenBank genome assembly. Lineage: Eukaryota; Viridiplantae; Streptophyta; Zygnematophyceae; Desmidiales; Closteriaceae.
GGCGAGAAGAGCAAGACAGACCCGUGGAGCCAGCCCAUCCCCCAUUCACGACCCAGGGGGGGAAGAGGGGCAGGAGAAGGAGGAGGAGAGGGGAAGAGGAGGGUGGGGGUAUGGGGAAAGGGGAGGGUGGAAGGGGAGUGAUAGGGAAGGGGAUGGGGGGAGGUCGGACAGGGAAGGGGGGUGGAGGGGGAGGGGGAGGGGAAGGUUUGGGGAAGGAAGAGGGGAUCGAGUUCGUGGGAGGUGGGAGGAGGAGGAGAGGAGGGGGGGGAGGAGGGAGGAGAAAGGAGGGUGGGGGAGAGGAGGGGAACGAGAGGAGGAAAGGGAGGGGAGAGGCGGAAGUGGUUGGGGAAGAGAGAAGGAAGAAGGGAGCAGAGGAUGGGAGCGGGAUAGGGAGCGAGGUGAGAGGAGAGAGGGGCGGGAGAGAGAUGGGUGGGGGAGAGAGGAGAGGGAGAGGGAGGGCAGGAGCGAGGGCAGGAGCGGCGACAGGGCAUGGAGGAGGGAGGGGAGUGGAGGCAGCAGGGAGCGAGGGGAGGAGAGAGACAGUCGGAGGGAGGAGAGGGACGGCUGGAAGGGAGAGGCUUGGGAUGAGCAGUGGUAACCAGCAAGAUGCCAGCCUCUCAAACUGGCAGCAAAACCCCCAUCAAAACCCCCAGCUGCAACAGCAGCAGCAGCUGAACUUCCAGCAGCCACAGCAGCAGCAGCAGCAGCAGCAGGUUCAGUUGCAGCAGCAGGCAGAGCUGGAAUCAGCGUGGCGAGCAGAGCUCUCUCGGCUGGAGCAGCAGCAGCUGUGGCACUACCGCGACCCCCAGGGCGACCUGCAGGGGCCCUUCUCCCUCGCGCGCCUACGCGGGUGGCUGCCUCUCAACGUGUUCCCACCUGACCUGCGCGUGUGGCGCGUGGGGGAGGGGCCGGAGGCAGGAAUGCUGCUGGCGGAGGUGGCUGAGGGGAAGGUGGGUCCGUUUGAGAGGGAGAAGCAGCAGUUCUGGGCUGCUGCCGCUGGUGCUGCUGGUGCUGCUGGUGCUGCUGGUGCUGCUGGUGUUGGUGCUGUGUCUGGUGGUGGUAUGGGCGGCGCUUUUGGUGCUGGCGGUAGUGUUGGAACAGGGUUGGCAGCAGCAGGAAUUGGGCCACCAGCAGGGGCAGUGGGGCAAGCAGGGGCAGCAGCAUUCGGUGCCCCCAAUGCUCCUCAGCCGUAUGGUGGUAUGGUGCAGCAAGGCACACCCGUUGGUCCUGGGGUUGCUGCUGCUGGUGGGGCAGUAGGAGCGACAGGAAUGAUGGGGGCAGGAGGAGGUGAUGGGUCAGGGUGGCAAAGCAGGGGUGGUGGCAGCAGUGGGUGGGGGGGAGGGUGGAGUGAGGGAAACAGACAGGGCUGGGAAGGUGGGGAGCAGGGUGCUUCUGGGGCAGGUGGUUUUGGAGCGGGUGCCUCCGGGGUAAAUACCCCUGGGGGAGUGGGGAGGGACGGGGGAGAGGAAAUGACGAUGGGGGCUGGCAAAGCAGGGGGGGAGGAGAGGGACGGGGGAGAGGGAGUGACGAUGGGGGUUGGCAAAGCCGAGGGGGAGGGGAGGGACGGGGGAGAGGGAGUGAUGACGGGUGGAGGGAUGGUGGUGGGAGGAGGGAAAUUUCGUUUCGAGGGCCGGGAGGGGGGAGAGAGCGAGGAGGUGAUGAGUGGAGUGGUGGUGGGGGUGGUAGUGGAAGGUUUGGGGGUGGUGGAAGCGGAGGAGGGGAGGGUGAUCGCUUAG